Podarcis muralis (Common wall lizard) is the source of this 1445-nucleotide messenger RNA. RefSeq lists its product as uncharacterized. NCBI's taxonomy places the organism in Eukaryota, Metazoa, Chordata, Lepidosauria, Squamata, Lacertidae. Gene Ontology annotation, biological process: regulation of transcription by RNA polymerase II. Gene Ontology annotation, molecular function: DNA-binding transcription factor activity, RNA polymerase II-specific; RNA polymerase II cis-regulatory region sequence-specific DNA binding. The record is from RefSeq and is a predicted model, not a curated record.
GGCGCCGCUUAGCGACGGCCGCCAUCUUGGGUGAGGGCCGCGCGUCGGCCAUUUUGGGUGAGGGCCCCGCCUCGCGCUCUUGCGACGGGCAGCCAAUCAAAAGAGAAGACGCCGAGGCGGCCGCCAUUCUUGUUUUUAACCCAGCUUCCACCAUGAAGAGGGAAAUGGCUAGAGCGUCGCCCUCCAUAAAUACCGGAAGUAUAGGCCGCGCUCUACGAUAAAGUUGCUAAGGCAUAAGGCAGCGCUGCUUUGCGGCAACAUAUCGAAAAUAGAUAUCCAGUAUUAUUAUUUUUUAAAAUCAUAGUUAUUCGAGUGUGUGUGUUUCCCCCCCCCUUGGCCUGUCUAUCCCUUCCUGCUCUAUAGCAGUCCAUUUCCGUCGAAACUGCAGGAUAGAGGAAGUGUCGCGAGAGUUGGAGCAGCAGCCAAUCAGAGCGCUGCGCCAACUCGCGGGGCGAAUAAGGCGUGCUGUUUGGGCGGGUGUGAGGUGCAGGCAGCCAUCUUUAGUAUGGGCAACGUGACUUUACCCUUAAUAUGCCAGAAAAGGCUGGUUUUGUUUUCCCGUCUCUUUUAGUGUACCGGCUGCGCUGUGACUUGGGGGAGUUUUAUCUGCUUCCGUUGGCAAUUUGAUCCCCAGCCUCCUCUUGCUGGAGCUCAGUGCCUGGAACUCAUGGAUGUUGGGCGCACCCCUCCUAAAACCCACCCCCGGAAGAAGAGGAGGAAGGUGGUGGUCCGGCCGGGCAAGCCGAGGCACCCCCAGGCCCCCUCCCCUCCCGCCGACGUGGACGUCUUCCGCUGCGCCGUCUGCGAGAAGGACAUCAAGUACCUGACGAACUUCCGCGAGCAUCAGCGCAUCCACACGGGCGAACGCCCCUACCAAUGCAAGCGCUGCGCCAAGACCUUCACCCGCUGCGCUGACCUCAUCAAACACCGCCUAGUGCACUCGGCCAAGCGGCCUUUCCGCUGCCGGACCUGCGGGAAGCGCUUCAAGCUGCGGGCCGACCUGGACAAGCACGGCAAGGUGCACUCGGACGAGGCUCCCUUCCCCUGCCACCUGUGCCCCAAGCGCUUCAAGCGCACCUCCUGCCUGGUGAAGCACCUGCGCAUCCACACGCAGGAGAAGCCCUUCGCCUGCGCCCACUGCGCCCGGCGCUUCAAGUGGGAGGCCUCGGUCAAGGAGCACGAGCGGGUGCACACGGGCGAGCGGCCGCACCGCUGCGGCGAGUGCGCCAAGGCCUUCACUCACCGCUCCACCUUCCUGCAGCACCGGCGCACCCACCAGGCCCAGCCGGCCUUCGGCUGCGAGCAGUGCUCCAAGGCCUUCAACCACAAGUCCAACCUCUUAAAGCACAUGCGGAACGUGCACACUGUUAACGGAGAAAUCUGAGGGCUCCCUUGGACAAAAAGGAAGGACACCAGCCAGGAAUGCCAGAGCAAAACGGCAGCUA